Callorhinchus milii (elephant shark) is the source of this 1353-nucleotide messenger RNA. RefSeq names its product EEF1A lysine methyltransferase 3. The coding region runs from base 457 to 1134 and encodes 225 amino acids. Lineage: Eukaryota; Metazoa; Chordata; Chondrichthyes; Chimaeriformes; Callorhinchidae. Gene Ontology annotation, molecular function: protein-lysine N-methyltransferase activity. Gene Ontology annotation, cellular component: cytosol; cytoplasm. The transcript has 4 exons. Gene Ontology annotation, biological process: peptidyl-lysine methylation. The record is from RefSeq and is a predicted model, not a curated record.
CUGGAGACAAACUGGACAUGGUGUGAGAGGUAGGAUCUGAACUAAUCAAGGACAGGGCCACGAAGUAUGAGGUGAGAGGAGAGGCAUAUUUUCUGUGCCAACAGUUCAAACACAUUCUGCUUCAUUGAAGCAAACUGUAGCAUUCUGAAGGUUUGAACGUUGGGGACUUAUUUGGGAACCUUUUGAAUAUCACAGAACAUUCAGCUCCACACUAGCGAUACACUCCUUAAAAGACUAUUGUCUUAAAAUGCUUUUUUUAUAGGGGUCUCGCGAUACCCAGCUAACAGAAAAGGAAUGAAUUCUUAUGAGAGUUUGCAGAUUUAAAGGCUGAGGACUUGCUCAGACCGAUUUUUGAGUGAGUUUUGUUUCAUUGUGAAGAACAACAAACUGAAUAUACUUCAAGACCACCGCAGGAUCACAUCACUGGAAGUCACUGAAGACAGAUCAGACACCAGAAUGAGUGGUGAGAACAAGCCAUGCUAUUUCUGCGAUGUCUCAACCCAGGAUGGAAUGGGUUCAGGCGAUUUCCGAUCUUGGAAGCGAUAUGACUUUUGCGGCCACACUUUGACAAUUUUUCUGGAUAAAGCCGAUUAUCUGGGCGCUCAUGUCUGGAAAUCUGCUCUCGUUCUCUGUGAGUACUUUGAGAGAGAAAAGAUAUCUUUCGCUGGGAAGAAGGUGAUUGAGCUGGGCUCAGGCAGUGGGAUUGUGGGCAUCUUAGCAGUUCUCCUUGGUGGAGACGUGACCUUCACAGACAGAUCUUUCGCUUUGAAUCAAAUAAAACACAACAUUUCUGUCAACGUCCCUCCUUCCUGCAAAGACCGUGCAAAAGUCUUUACCCUUUACUGGGAAGAAGAUCCAAGCAGUUUUCCCUCAGAUUAUGAUAUCAUCCUGGGCUCGGAUAUCGUGUAUGCUACUUCCUCCUAUCCCUCGCUCUUGAAUACACUCCGACAUCUCAGCAACCCAGGAACCACAGCCUACAUUUGUACAGAAUUGCGGCCAAGAAAUGAGUACAAUGUUUUCCACGAGGAGAUGUUACCUCAACAUUUCAACUGUCAGGUUGUCCAUAAAAAGGGCAGUGAAGGCAUCAAUGUGUACAAAAUAACUAAAAAAGGUCAAAGUGAUGAAGAUCAGUAGCUGGUGUUGAGGAAGAGAAUUGUUUUCGUCAUUUAACAUGACUCAUAAGACACUCAUUCAGUCUCAAUAGAAUACAAUACAAAUUCACAUUUAUGCAGCGCCUAUCCUGUCGGGAGAAUGUCCCAAGGCAUCUAAUGUUUGAUCUAAUCCUUCAUGAAAGGACAUUCACAGCUUCUCUUGUUUAGUCAAAGCUUCUCUUGUUUGGAGUCCUGUAACUUA